AUCUCUGGUUAUAUCACUUAACUUUUGUAUGGAGUUUUAUUAGGUUUCGUAAUUUACAUUCGUAGAUUUUACGCUGUGGAUCCAGCAGCACUGGGUUCCUGUCAAGUCUGAAGAAAGUGGCUCUUCUCUAAUUCUGGGCUGCUGCCCUCUGAUCUAUGGCUAGGAGUUUACUUAUCUAUCAAGAACCAAACAGAAGUGGUGUGACGUACUAAUAAGUCCUGUGGCAUCAGCGGUGUUGCAGCGGUUAGGAUUAUGUAACUGUGAUCUUAAUCCUUAUUUUGGAGGUAAAUAUAUCAAUAUGCGUCUUUUGUUGAUGGAGAAUUCAGUAAAACGCCAGUGAUAUGUGUUAGUGUUUGAAUUAAGGAUUGUAAUAUCAAGUGUGAGCCCGUGUAAGCAUCCGAUUCCGCCACCUCCCGCUUCCAUCAACUAUUUUCUCCUCCGUCACGCCCACUACCUCGCUGAAAGCAUGUUGCUGCAUCUUAAGAAACUAUUACAAAUAAUGUGGCUUUGGUAAGACACGCACGGAGGUGAUUUCUCUCUCAUGAAACACGUUUAGUAGUUUAAAAUGUCCGGUAAGAUGAUACUGUGGACAACUGCUACUGUGAGUGUGAACGCAGUCAGAUGCUUACAUUUUCGUGAAUCUAAUGAUAAUUCAAUUUCAUUUCGCACCACUUGACUAUUAAUGCUGUAUUAGUGUAAUAUGUGUUACUCUGCUAGUAUUUUUCUUCUGGAAAUUACAGACUGACUGAAAUAAAUAUGGCAGGCAUUCUACCUUGCGCUGCUGAGUGCUAUUUGGCUCAAAACAUAACGAGAGAGAUUUUGGCAGCAUAACGCGCAUUCAAGAACAGUUUGUGUAAAUAUCUUGUUCACCGCAACUCUUUAAUUCCUGUACUUUGAUGAUGAUGGAUUUCAAAACACCAUACUGGAAGAAACGACUAUGAUGAUGAAGAAUUUCAAGACACCAUGUUGGAAGACACGUACGACACGCUGAGAAUCAAAAGUGAGCAAUGAGAUUAUGAAAAAUAUUGUAAGAAAAACAGCUUGUUAGGGUUCAAGGUUUUUCAACCCAAAGUGAGUCUGUUACUUCAAUAGACUUAAGAACAUGCACACACAGAUGACACAAGGGAGUGAAGAAAAUGUUCGUAAGAAGAAAAGAAAAUAAUGAUGAAACAGGACAAGGAUGAAGAAGAGAGAGGCAUGUGGGGGAACCAACGCGAGUUUUUCCUCUCCUGCCUUGGAUACGCCGUCGGCUUCGGCAACGUGUGGAGGUUCCCCUACCUGGCCUACAAGAAUGGUGGAGCGGCGUUUCUCAUCCCUUACGUCAUCAUGCUGCUGUGCACUGGGUUACCACUCUUCUUUAUGGAGCUGGUGCUGGGACAGUACACGAGUUUAGGACCCAACAUAAUCUUCCCAAAGAUGGCACCAAUCUUUGCAGGGCUUGGCUGGGGAAUGAUAAUGGUGUCUGCACUCGUCAGCAUCUACUACAACGUCAUCUUGGCCUGGGCAUUCUUCUAUACCUUUGCCUCCUUCACCAGCGAGUUGCCGUGGACCGACUGCGACAACGACUUUAAUACUCCAGAGUGUUACCUACUGCAGGAGGAUAAAGUGUGCAAGAAUAUGUCUAUGUUUUACUACAAUCAAAUGUGCCUUGAACCAGAUGCAUAUUGUGGCUUGGUGAACCUUGUGUCUCUCAAUGCUUCACAUUGUUAUGAUCCAAACGAAAACGACAGUUUAGUGGUCGCUGAUGGAGCUGUGCACCGAAUAACCCCGAGUGAAGACUACUACAGGAACCGUGUGCUGGGUGUGACAGGCAAGACGUGGGAAGAUAUGGGGGGGAUGCAGUGGGAGCUGGUGGGGUGUCUGGCGCUGGCUUGGCUCAUAGUCUUUGCCUGCAUGGUCAAGGGCGUCAAGAGUUCCGGCAAGGUGGUUUACUUCACCGCCCUAUUUCCCUACGUCGUCCUCAUCAUUCUCUUCGGCAAGGGUAUCACACUUGAGGGAGCCAGCCUGGGAAUAGAUUACUAUUUUCUGAAGCCUGACUGGUCACGCCUCGCGGACACAGAGGUGUGGAGUGAUGCUGCGAUUCAAAUUUUCUAUUCACUUGGGUCUUCCUAUGGCGGUCUCAUCACUCUGGCUUCGUACAACAAAUUUAAAAACAACUGUAUGAGAGACGCCAUCGUGAUCGCCUUCGCCAACUGCUCAACGUCGGUGUUCGCGGGUUUCGUCAUCUUCAGCAUUCUGGGUUUCCUGGCCCAUGAACUGGGCGUAGGCGUGGAGGAAGUGGCGUCGUCAGGGUCUGGCCUGGCCUUUGUAGUGUACCCGGCCGCCGUGACGCUCAUGCCUUUAGCGCCCCUCUGGUCCCUGCUCUUCUUCGCCAUGCUCAUCACCCUCGGUCUCGACUCCCAGUUCACGAUGGUAGAGGCAGUGACCACGGCUAUUUUAGACCAAUUCCUGUCCCUUCGGUCACGGAAGCCACUGGUAGUGGGCGUGACGUGUCUACUGCUUUUCAUCAUGGGCCUCACCAUGUGUCUCGAGGGCGGCGUGUACAUGUUUGAACUCUUCUUCUUCUUCUCUUCCGGCCUUUCCGUCAUCAUACUGGCGAUAACUGAGAUUGUGGGAGUCCACUAUGUUUAUGGGUUUAAAAAGUUUUUCCGACACAUUACGGAAGACAUGGGCAUCGUUGUCCCCAGACCACUUCACGCCUACUGGCUCCUCACGUGGUGUGCGGUGACCCCACUGGCGCUCCUGGGCAUUCUGGUGUUCUCAGUGAUUUACUUCGUCCCAGCUUACUGGGGUGAAUAUGUCUUCCCGCUCGGAAUACAAGUGCUCGGGUGGCUCCUUCUCUUCUCCUCUGUCAUCUUGGUACCGCUGGGGAUGAUUUACGCCGUAAUGACGAACUCAGGGAGCGGGAAAGAUUUGUUUGUCCCUACCCCGGACUUCUGCCCGGCUCAUGUGAGAGAAGAGAGAAGGAGCGGUCAGGUGAAUAAAGCAUGUGUCAUCAAGGACGCUCCUGUGGUGACAGUUCACCUUUAAUAUGGCUUGUUGUUGUAUUAGCACAGUUAUUAUUGAUUGUAUAACUUAUUAUUUGAUUAUAUACGUUAACUUGUAUUGUAUUAUUGUUUCGAGUAAGUGUUCACAGAUUCGAACCAAAUGUAAUCUAUGAAUGCCAGUUAGAGUUGAGUUAGCAGUUUCCCGCCCGCGGCUCCCGAGCUGUGUAGUAAUAGCCAGGUAAAGCCGGGAGCCCCUGUGUUUCACUGCUCCCUCGAAAGACACAACAUGGCUUGUCACCGGAGAUGAGGACAACAAUGGCUGCAGCAGUUUGUAGUACCACUAUUACUAUAAACCAAUGAAACCAAUGCUAUUGAUUACUACAAAUAGAUUAGCCGUACAGGUGUAUUUGAAUUGGUUGUCUAGACUUUCUUAUGACAGCUUCUUUAUUUGUAAAUGACUCACUAGCUCGUUGUCAGGGUCUUCAGGUGCUUACAGAGAAAAAUAAACAAAUAAAUAAAGUUUGUUAUAGAAAUUAUAAGGAUCAGUAAGUGAAUAAGUAAAUAAAUAUAUAAAUGAAAAUUU
Messenger RNA from Scylla paramamosain (green mud crab), 3570 nucleotides. RefSeq names its product sodium- and chloride-dependent glycine transporter 2-like. Bases 1162 to 3030 code for a protein of 622 amino acids. NCBI's taxonomy places the organism in Eukaryota, Metazoa, Arthropoda, Malacostraca, Decapoda, Portunidae. The record is from RefSeq and is a predicted model, not a curated record. The transcript has 11 exons. Gene Ontology annotation, biological process: sodium ion transmembrane transport. Gene Ontology annotation, cellular component: plasma membrane.